Messenger RNA from Miscanthus lutarioriparius, 1305 nucleotides. NCBI's taxonomy places the organism in Eukaryota, Viridiplantae, Streptophyta, Magnoliopsida, Poales, Poaceae. The record is from the annotation of a GenBank genome assembly.
AUGGGGCCCGCUCCCGCGAGGCUUCCCCUGGCCUCCAUCGUCGCCAUGUCGAUCGUUCUUUGUUGUUACAUGCUAGUACACCACGGCGCCAAUUCGGAGGAAGUUUUCCCGGAGGCUGACGGCCCGGCAGCAGAAAAUUCAGACGAGCUGUGGCUCAGGUCCGGACCGCCGCCGAGGGUCGUCGACGUCGACGACUACGCAACCGGAGAUGCCGGCGGCGAUGACGACACCGAGGCGUUUCUCGCGGCGUGGAGCGAGGCCUGCAACUCCUCCGAUGACCGGUCCGUGUUCCUCGUGCCCGAGGGCAAGUCCUACCUCCUGAUGCCCGUGAUCUUCCGUGGCCCCUGCAGAGCUGUCUCUAUCACUGCAAUGAUAAAGGGAACGCUGGAGGCGCCGUCCAACCGAUCGGUCUGGCUGGAUCACAAUCUGCAGGAGUGGAUCACCUUCGAGGGCAUCGAUCGCCUCCGUGUCCUCGGCGGCGGCACGCUCAAUGGCAACGGGCUGCAGUGGUGGAUCAACUCGUGCAAGCUCAACAAAUCAAUGCGAUGCGUCACCGGCCCGACGGCACUGUACUUCAGGAGGUGCACCCACCUGGUCGUGGAGGAGCUGGAGGUGAGAGACAGCAUGCAGAUGCACGUCGCGAUCGCCUACUCGUGGAACGUUGUCGUGUCGAAGCUGUUCAUCACUGCGCCCGGGUGGAGCCCCAACACCGACGGCAUCCAUGUGUCCAACAGCAGGGAAGUGUCCAUAAGCAACUGCACCAUCAGCACGGGUGAUGACUGUAUAUCCAUUGUGACUGGCUCAAUGUUUGUACGGGUAACCAGCAUAUUUUGCGGACCGGGCCAUGGAAUAAGCAUUGGUAGUCUAGGAGCAAACAACUCUUGGGCCCAUGUCUCUGACGUCCUCGUUGAGAAAGCCACGCUGCUGGGCACUACCAACGGUGUUAGGAUCAAAACUUGGCAGGGAGGACAUGGCUAUGCUGAAAGAAUUAGCUUCCAAGAUAUAUCAAUGCACAACGUUACUAACCCAAUAAUUAUCGAUCAGAACUACUGUGACUCCAAAAGACCUUGUCAUGAACAGGGAUCGGCGGUUGCCGUACGCAAUAUACGCUACAGAAACAUACAUGGAACUAGUGCUUCAAAAGUCGCCAUCAAUUUUAUUUGCAGUGGCGCUCUGCAUUGUGAUGGUAUAUUGAUGCAAGAUAUUUAUUUGGUUGGAGAAGGAAGAUACGCUACAUGUUCUUAUACGAACGCCACAGUUGUACAAUUUGGGUAUAACGUCCCUUUUUGCAGUGCAGAAAUGUAG